UGAAUUACUGGUACAUUAAUUUUCUACACCAAAAAAGUAUCAAAAAUUCUGAAAAUUUUUUAAGUUCGACGUCAAAAGGUCUUCAUAACUUUUACUAUUUAAUACCAAUAAAUCCAGUUUUUGACGCGCUUUAAUUCGGUGUAAAAAUACAUUUGUGAUAUCAUUGAUACUUUAAGUUGUAGAGGGGGGCGUAAUUGUUUUUUAACACCCUGCAGAUCUGAAGCACAUGUCAGAAUCAAAGUUCGAUCGAAACAGAAUAUUUUUUUUUCGUGCUUUUCUUUGAAUACUGUGCGAAGAUGACGUGGUUUUAAAAUAGUUUUCUCUGAUAUAGUAUAAAACAAAACAGCGUCCGAAAUUCUGUUCUUUCUAUAGCUGAAAGUCACAUCAUCUUUGUUUUAUUCUGGUGCGUACAUUAAUCAUCUUUCGAUGUAAAUAUACUAAUAAAAGUUUCAAAUUUUUUCGUGAGAUUAUUUGAGCAAGGCGCAUCUCCUAUUACAUCUAGUCCAUCGUCUCUACAAAGGAGAGAGGUUUUCUAUAGUGCGAAAUGUAAUAUGAAAAAAAGCACAUGUUUCUCUGACAUGUUUACAAUUUCUAUUUAAAAAUAAAAUUGUUCGACUCACCAAUUUGCAUGACAUUAUAUAAAAAUUAAACCAAAUAAAAAGCCUUUAUGUACGAUUUAAAACAAAGUAGCCUAAAAGUUUAUUAUUAACUACUAAAGUUUGCUUGAAAUAGUUGAAUUAGUUGUAAUCAAUAAACUUUUGCAAACAUUAUUUAUGUCAAGCGUUACUAUCCUACUAUUGAAAAACAAAACCUGAAAUAGCUCUUUAGUAUUGAUGCAGAAUACUUAAUGGUAUUACAAACUCAAAUUCUUUUUUUGUAAAAGUGCAAGAGCAAAAAAAAAAUAAUAUUAAUGUUGUUUUUCUUUUUCUUUCUCUUAAAAGUAAUAAUUUGAUAGAAAGAAGUCAGCCUGCAUUUUUAUUUUGCAUGAUGCUACUAAAAAACAAUUAGAAGAAUUGCGCAUAAGUUCUAAAUUAAUAACUUUUUAAAAUUUUGUGUUCAGCUGAAUUUUUCUAUUCAAAAAAAUUUAUUCUAUUGACAUAAAUGAGUAUGCGAAAAUUUAUUGAACGAUAAUUAGGUGACAUCAAUUAGUCCGAGUGUAGAAGGCUGCAAAAUAAAAUCGCUAAAUUAAAUUUAUUAGUGUCAUUAUGAAAUAACUUAGAGAGGUCCAGAAAAUAUUUUAACUGUCUAUUAAAGGACAACAAAUAUUAGUUGUGCGUAUAAAUAUAGAUGUUUAGUAAACUCUUCAAAUUGAGCAUGAAGCCUUACACUCUCCACUUUAGAGGAUCUUGGCCAUUAUAAAUGCUAGAGCAUUGAGAAUGUUGGUGUGUAUAAUUGGUGAAAAGUGUAAGUCAGAGAUACAAUGCUGCUUUGAUGGCUUAAGUACAAAGAAAAUUCUGAAUAGGUGCCAUCCAUUGUUAUCUAACAUGAUUCUCUUCCUACUUACACAAUGGAAGCGGAAUCGCGUCUCUGACCUAUACUUUUGACCAGGUGUAUACAAACUUGUUCUUUACCAAUGAGAUCAUUUACAAAUUCAUUCCAUAGGUCGAGUCUUAUGGGCUCUCAUAGAAGCACUCUAAAGUUCGACUCGAGUAUUUCUGAAAUUUUUUUUACUUUUUAGUAUACCUGCAAACUUUCAGUUUUUAAAUUAUUUAUUCUACUGUGUAUAGAUUUAUCAUAGCCAAGCCUAAAUACUUUCGUUUACCUUACGUUUAUUUUUUUUUUAUUAAUUGACUGAAAAUGAUCGCAGUUAAGACUAAACUCGAACGUUCAAGUUCGGUGCAUGUCUAUUUAAUAUUGAGGUUUGUGGAUAGUGAAAUAGGAAACGUGCUUCUGUGAAUCAUACGAUCAAUUUUUGUUUUCCAAUGAAAUCUUUUUAGAAAUACGAUAAUUCAAUGAAUUAGAUUUCCAUUAACAGUUUUAAGUGAUUGAAUCAUUUUCGUGAAUAUUUUGGUGAUUUAAUAUAUCUAAGCAACGAUGAUGAAUAAAUAAAAUAAUUAAUUUAAAAUUAAGUUUUUUUUAGCGUACACGAGUUAAGAAGAAUUAUGUGGACGAUGACGAUUUCUUUGAAGAAGUAUUGGAAAAAGGACAAAAAUGGAACAUAGAAGUAAAAUUAAAUGCUCCAGAUAAUUACCAAGGCAAAUUUGUUGAAGAACUAACAGCUGAUGAAUUCAAUGUAUCCUAUAUUCAACGUACCGGUUUUCCAAAUCCAAUAAUUAUAAAACAACAUCGUGGUUUAGGCCUUCAAGUUCCAACAUCUCAUUUCACAAUUCAUGACGUUCGUUCAUGUAUUGGUUCUCAACGUCUCAUUGAUGUUGUUCAUGUUGAUACUCAAGAAUCAUCACAAAUGACAAUGAAAUCAUGGACAGAUUAUUAUGAUCAAUCACCAGAAAAACGUUCUCAAUUAUUAAAUGUUAUUUCACUUGAAUUUAGUCAUACAAAACUUGAAAAAUAUGUUGAAUCACCAUUGCUUGUACGUGAAAUUGAUUGGGUAUCAAAUGCUUGGCCUAAAUAUUGGGAAAAUGUUCAAGCUGAAUAUCAAAAUGAUCUCAAACAGGAACAUAUGUAUUAUCCAAAAACUCGAAAGUAAAAUAUGAAAGUUUCUUUUUUAUCAUAAACAAAACAAAAGAAUGAAAUCGGUUCUCUCAAAAAAAUGAUGCUAUGUCUAGGUCAGUUCAAAUUAGCUGUUAUUCUCUGGUGGGAGUGAAAGAAUGAAUUUCAUUUGAAAAAUGAUUUCAACAAUCUAACUGAAGUCUUAAGGUUAUAAUUAGGCAUGUACCGAGCCCGAGUAGCUCGGGCUCGGUCAGGCUCGGGCUCGGUUGGGCUCGGGCAGGCUCGGGCUUGAUGGGGCUCGGGCUCGGUUAGAUUCGGUAGAGCUCAGUAAGGCUCGGUCAGACUUGGGUUCAGCUUUUCUUCCUCCCCUCAAUGAAGUUUCUUAAGCGUUUUUUUCUUUCGUGUAUCAUAGUCAAAUCUUUCUUAUGAUUAUUUCAACAUACUAACCGACAGAAUAUCUCAAGCUUAUACAUGGUCAUACAACUCGGCUUUAUGACCGUUAAUCCAUCUGCUGGUUUGAAUAUUACGAUCUAUAUGAGAAGAAUUCAAAUCACAGAAGCGAAUGUUUUUAUUUCAUUAUUU
This is a messenger RNA of Rotaria sp. Silwood2, 3192 nucleotides long. The record is from the annotation of a GenBank genome assembly. Lineage: Eukaryota; Metazoa; Rotifera; Eurotatoria; Philodinida; Philodinidae.